AAAAAACGCUAAUCCGUCUCAUCCGGAUUUGUUCUUAGGGUUUCCUUCUUAUCUCUCGCGCACCGCUGAAUCUCUGCAUCUACAGGCUCCCGUGGUUCGAGGCGCUAAUUCUUCUCAAACUUGUGUUCAGCUGUUAAGGUGAAUGCUGAAGUCAUCUGUAGCCUCUCUCUGGGGAUUAAGAAUAUUUUAAAGAAGCAUUGAUGGAAAUGGCAGAGUUAAGUAGGUCCAUGCAGCUAGCAGGAAAGCAAAACUCACCACCUGAGACCACUCUAGGUGGUUCUGUACCCGAGGCACCAAACAAGCAGUAUAGACCAUGGUUACAGCAGUUGUCUCCUGCAAGCAACGGGAUUCUGCAUAUUCCGACUAAUGCGCUUUCUCAAAAGACACUAAAUUCGCUGAUGCAUGGCAAGAAUGUGACGCAAACGGACCCUGCUCCCCAGAAAUCUGGAAAGCAUGUUGUAAACAAGAAACCGCAUAUCCCACCUCGAGGGCCAGUGAAACCGAAGGAUGAAGUAAACGAGUCUGUGAGGUCUAAAAUGAGGGAGUCACUAGCCUCUGCGUUGGCCUUGGUUCAGAAAGAUGAGAAAUUCCCGAAUGGGAAAGAAAAUUUAAAGACUGAAGAAACUCCUGUGGUGAAUCUGGAGGAUACUCAAAGUUUACAACCUGCAUCGUCUGCUAGCUUCGAUGUCCCUAUAGGCGAAGGGACCAUGUCAGAAUUGCCCACCGGUGUCGAAAGUUCUGUGCAGAAGGACAGUGAGAUUCCCGUCAACAUCAGGAUGGAAGAAGCUAAUCAAUCAGAUGGACUUAAGUCUCAAUAUGACGAGGUUUUCCCUCGGCAUGAUGUUCCUUUUACAGAUAUUAUUUUUCCCAACGAUGACCUUUUACAGGGUAAUGAACUCUCAUGGGUUCUGGACAAUGUUUCAGAUCUUGGCGACACAAAAGAUUAUGGAACCGAUGGUGAAAAGCUAGUUCAGGAUCCAGAAAAUUUGGCAUCGAAGAUUGAAAUGGAACUCUUUAAGCUAUUUGGAGGUGUGAACAAAAAGUACAGAGAGAAGGGUAGGUCCCUUUUAUUCAAUUUGAAGGAUAAGAACAAUCCUGAGCUAAGAGAAAGAGUUAUGUCUGGAGCGAUCUCUGCUGAGAGGCUGUGUUCUAUGACAGCCGAAGAAUUAGCUUCUAAGGAGCUUUCUGAGUGGAGACAAGCUAAAGCUGAGAAGAUGGCUGAGAUGGUUGUCCUGCGGGAUACAGAUAUUGAUGUGAGACGUCUGGUGAGGAAGACGCAUAAGGGUGAAUUCCAGGUUGAAAUUGAUCCCGUUGACAGUAGCACGGUAGAUGUCUCUGCUGGCAUCACAUCACUUAGCAAACGUCGACCCAGAGCCAAAUCUGAUUCUGCCAAAACCACUCGCAAAGAUACGACAGCGAAAGCUGAUCAAGCAACGUCUCAUGAUACUCCUCCCUCAGCUGAAGAGGUCGAUCCCAUGCAAGGUUUGGCGAUGGAUGAUGAGUUGAAGGACGUGGAGUUUCUUCCUCCAAUUGUAUCGCUUGAUGAAUUCAUGGAAUCCUUGGACGCUGAGCCUCCGUUUGAGAGUCCGCAUGGUAAUUCUGAAUUGCAGGUGUCUGCGUCUGAGAAAAGUGACUCCGAAGUUGGGCCACACUCAAAGUCUCCUAAAGAAUCUCCUAAGGAACUAAGUGAUAAAGGUUCUCCUAAACCAAACCCGGAGAAGAUUGAUGAAGUUUCCCCAAAAUCUGGUGCCAGUGUCAAACUUGAGGACGAUGCCUCUGGAGUUGAGAAAACGCCCUCCAUUGCAGUUGUGAAGGGGGAAAGAGUAUGGGAUGGAAUACUGCAACUGAGUGUGUCUUCCAUAGUACCUGUCACUGGAAUUUUCAAAAGUGGUGAGAAAGCAGACACGAGCGAGUGGCCGGUGAUGGUGGAAGUGAAGGGUAGAGUUAGGCUGAGUGGGUUUGGGAAGUUUAUUCAAGAGCUUCCCAAGUCUCGAAGCCGUACCCUAAUGGUAAUGUACUUGGCUUGUAAAGAUGGCAUUUCUAAGAGCCAGCGUGGCAGCCUUUUUGAGGUUGUUGAUUCCUACGUCGCUGAUCAAAGAGUAGGCUACGCAGAGCCAAGCUCAGGCGUGGAGCUUUACCUUUGCCCAACACGUGGAGAGACUUUAGAUUUGUUGACCAAAGUCAUUUCUAAAGACCAGCUCGAUGAGAUCAAGUCUUUGGAUAUUGGACUGAUUGGAGUUGUUGUGUGGAGACGACCCGUUCACAAGCCUGGCUCGAAACGUCCGCAUUUUUCUUCUUCUUCUUCUUCAUCUUCUGGUUCUAGAACCGCUGUUUUGUCUGAAAACAAGAAGCAGAGAGUGAAUGUCACAGAGAAACCUCUUGUUGCUGCAUCAAUUAAAAGUCAUCACCAUGGUUAUGGAGUUAAACCCGUGAAAGAUGAUAAUGAUGAUGGUGAUGUGCCGCCUGGAUUUGGUCCCGUAGCUUCGAGAGAUGACGAUGAUUUACCGGAGUUCAAUUUCAAUUCCUCGGUUGUGCCAGUUUCAUCUCCUCAGCCAUUGCCGGCUCAAUCCAAGUCUUUGGAUCAAGUAAGAAAGCUCAUACACAAGUAUGGAAAAUCUGCAAGCGUCUAUGAUGAUGAUGAUGACGAUGACAUACCCGAAUGGCAGCCACAUGUCCCAAGCCACCAGCUUCCACCACCGCCGCCUCCACCUCCCGGCUUCAGGCCCGAGAUGGGUCUUCAGGAUCAUAACAGAGCGAUGGUUAGACCACCACAAGAUUCAGGGCAACACUAUGAUCGGAACCGGCCAAGAAACAGAGGAUUUUAAAAUAUCUGUUGAUAGUAUUCUCUGUAAUUCUAGUUUUUUUUUUUGUUUUGUUCCGUUAAUCUCUCUCUUAGCUUUUAUUCGAAACUCUCACACCUUCGUUUUUUAGCCAUCGUAGAAUGCAAAGCUCGAAGUAGUGCUACUUUUUAAACAAAACUUCUAAAACAGUUUUUUUUUUUUUGUUUCUUAGAAAACGAAAACCAGCUUUGCUCUGCUUUUUAAUAAUACCAAUGGAUUUG
This is a messenger RNA of Eutrema salsugineum, 3061 nucleotides long. RefSeq lists its product as uncharacterized. The transcript has 5 exons. The record is from RefSeq and is a predicted model, not a curated record. Gene Ontology annotation, cellular component: nucleus. The coding region runs from base 201 to 2825 and encodes 874 amino acids. Gene Ontology annotation, biological process: DNA-templated transcription. NCBI's taxonomy places the organism in Eukaryota, Viridiplantae, Streptophyta, Magnoliopsida, Brassicales, Brassicaceae.